AAGUGAUCACGAUGGAUGCAAGGUUUAUAUUGCUAGUGGUGGUGUUAUGUAUCUACCAUGCGGGAAGAGUGAGAGCAUCAUGUGAUUGCAAGCUAAGUGCAAGUACUACACCAGUAGCACCAGAGAUCAUCAAAUCAAGGCUGGAUGCACAAGAGGCCAUUAUCAACAGAAUCGAAGAGAAGUACCAAAAGAUACAACAAGACAAUCAGGUAAAACUUGAGCGAUUGAAGAAUUCCAAAAGAGAUGCGGAAAGUGGAACCGAUAUUGUAUAUACAGAAGCAAAUCAAUGUGCCAAGAAGGGCAUGUUACGCUGCAUAGAAUCAGGAGAAUGUAUCCAUCAACUAUGGGGCUGCGAUGGGGUAGUGGACUGCUUAGAUGGGUCUGACGAGGCUAACACAACAUGUAUAAACCCUUACAAGAUUGGUGACAAGUUCAAAGUGAUUCUCCCUUGGAAACAGAAAUGUAUCACAGAAGCUUUUUCAUUCGUUAAAAUAUUUCAAACAGUGACGGGAGUGAAGAGCGCAGAAUAUUUUCCACAGAUUGUUUUAGGGACUGCCAGAGGGACAUAUACAUUUAGAGAUAACAAGGGAAGGAAUGUUGAAGGCAUCGUAAAAACAAAUUUUUCCUACAAUUUGGCAUCAAGAGAGGCAAUUUGGAGAAAUACUGCUGACAGAUUUAAAAUAACAGGAUAUGCUUUUGUGCCAUAUUACCUUGGUUCAACUACCAUAACUGGUGAAUAUUACUUCGGACAUGAUUUAAAGAAGGUUUGCUCAAAUGCAGCUUGGUAUCCAAAUGUUUGAUUCUCACUGAACAUGUUUGUUUCGAGAAUUCAAAGACCAAAAAAUAAAUGAAAAUUAAGAAAUAAU
Messenger RNA from Owenia fusiformis, 866 nucleotides. The record is from the annotation of a GenBank genome assembly. Lineage: Eukaryota; Metazoa; Annelida; Polychaeta; Sabellida; Oweniidae.